AUAGCUCUCUCCCAACCCGAUUCCAUCCGAUCGACGACGUAUGGCUACGUUGUCUGGCCCGCAGUACCUCUCACAAGUGACAACUCACAAGGCUAGCUGCAGCAUGGAAUCCCUCGCCUUUGCUUCUCGCCUCCGCCCCUCCUCCAAUGUCAAUACGAUGAUGAUCCGACGGCGGCCAGCACCGGCUGAACAAAUAAAAACCGAUGCUAAUAUCCUCACCUCCCCCUCCCCCUCCCACCGCCGCUCUCCUUCUUCUUCAUUCCGCUCCUUCCGCUGCUCCGCCGUGUCCGCUCCCUCCGCAGUCGUCUCAGGCACAGCCACCGGCCGAAGACCUCUUGCCGAUUCCCCUGCCCGCCUCCCUCCGGAGCCGGUGACGGAGGGGGCGGACGAGUUCGCGGCGGCGGCAAAGAAAGGCUCAAACUUGGUGCCCCUCUACCAAUGCAUCUUCUCCGACCAUCUCACCCCGCUCCUCGCUUACCGCUGUCUCGUCCCCGAGGACGACAAGGAAGCCCCCAGCUUCCUCUUCGAGUCAGUCCAGCAGGGCUCCCAGGGAGCCACAAUGGGUCGUUAUAGCGUGGUGGGGGCUCGUCCGACGAUGGAGAUCGUGGCUAAGGAGAACGUGGCUACGAUAACGGACCACGAGGAAGGUCGGACAAGGGAAGAGACGGUGGAGGACCCCAUGCAGAUCCCCCGCCGCAUUUCUGAGACCUGGAGCCCCCAGCUGAUCGACGACCUUCCCGAUGCUUUUUGCGGUGGAUGGGUGGGGUUCUUUUCAUAUGAUACAAUGCGCUAUGUCGAAAAGAAGAAACUUCCAUUUUCCAAUGCUUGUCAAGAUGAUAGGAAUCUCCCCGAUGUCCACCUAGGUCUAUAUAAUGACGUAAUAGUGUUUGAUCACGUCGAGAAGAAAGCAUAUGUCAUUCAUUGGGUGCAUUUGGACCGUUACUCUUCUGUAGAGGAGGCCUAUAAAGAUGGCAGAGCUAGAUUGGAUGUUUUGCUGUCGAAAUUACACAACUUUAAUGUCCCUACACUUUCUCCGGGUUCUAUAAAAUUACAUACUCGCCAGUUUGGUUUACCCUUAAAGAAGUCAUCUGUGACAAGUGAUGAAUACAAGAAGGCUGUUAUGCAGGCUAAAGAGCACAUCUCAGCAGGAGAUAUAUUUCAGAUUGUUUUAAGCCAGCGUUUUGAGCGACGAACUUUUGCAGACCCAUUUGAAGUUUAUCGAGCGCUAAGAGUUGUAAAUCCUAGCCCAUACAUGACAUAUUUACAGGCAAGAGGAUGUGUUCUUGUAGCUUCGAGCCCAGAAAUCCUAACAAGCGUAAAAAAUGGAAAGAUUGUUAAUCGUCCACUUGCUGGUACUGUUAGAAGAGGCAAGACAGAGAAAGAAGAUGAGCUGCUGGAACAGCAGCUGCUGAAUGAUGAAAAGCAAUGUGCUGAACACAUCAUGUUAGUGGAUUUAGGAAGAAAUGAUGUCGGAAGGGUCUCCAAGCCUGGUUCUGUGGAGGUGGAAAAGUUAAUGAAUAUUGAAAGAUAUUCCCAUGUGAUGCACAUCAGCUCAACAGUCACUGGGGAGUUAUUUGAUCAUCUGACUUGUUGGGAUGUUCUACGUACUGCGUUGCCUGCAGGGACUGUCAGUGGAGCUCCAAAGGUGAAAGCCAUGGAGCUGAUUGAUCAGUUGGAAGCGACGAGAAGAGGACCGUACAGCGGUGGGUUUGGAGGAGUGUCAUUCUCAGGGAACAUGGACAUAGCUCUGACUCUGCGCACCAUCGUCUUCCCAACAGGAGCAUCCCAUAUGUAUUCCUCUUCCUCCUACGGUAACAGCGACCUUUACAAGAAAAAUAAGCGGCGAGAGUGGGUGGCACACCUUCAGGCUGGAGCUGGCAUUGUGGCCGACAGUAACCCCGAUGAUGAGCAGCGAGAAUGCGAGAACAAGGCUGCUGCUCUCGCUCGUGCUAUAGACCUUGCUGAAUCCGCCUUUGGACAUAAAGAGGCAGCACCAUUUUGGUAUCUGAACUCUGAGCAGCCAACAAAUAGUUCUUGCCCCUCAAAAAUGUGAGGAGAUAAAGGAGGAUAGCACCAGAAAUGCCUACGGUACUUGGUUGUUCAGUCUGAAAUUCAUGUACACUUAAUUUUUUGAAGUCUGCAAUUCAUGUACUAAAUAUUUGAUGUAAAUAAAUUGAUGCAUAUAAAAUUAACGGACCUCCAA
Messenger RNA from Ananas comosus (pineapple), 2203 nucleotides. RefSeq names its product anthranilate synthase alpha subunit 1, chloroplastic-like. The transcript is spliced from 10 exons. Gene Ontology annotation, molecular function: anthranilate synthase activity. Gene Ontology annotation, biological process: L-tryptophan biosynthetic process. The coding region runs from base 41 to 2053 and encodes 670 amino acids. The record is from RefSeq and is a predicted model, not a curated record. NCBI's taxonomy places the organism in Eukaryota, Viridiplantae, Streptophyta, Magnoliopsida, Poales, Bromeliaceae.